ACUACAGCCCGGUUGUACGCCGCUCAGUGACUGUGGAGACGCGGCGCGGUCACGUCGUGUUGCCGCCUCUCGCGCCGGUUAACAAUAUUCCAGUAACCAAAAAUUCAUAGUGCCGUGAAACUACAGUUUGCACAUACUAGUGAAGUGCUAACCAUAAAAGUCUGAUACUAUCACGUGUUACGCGUAGUGUUAUCUGCAUGUUGUGGGCUUUUAGGUAACGUGUGGCUCCUAGCUUUACUAAUAUUAGUGUACUGACUAUCGGCGGUGUGUAAUGUGCACUGUGCACCGGCACCUGUGAAAUGUUCAUCAAGGCCGGGCCGGGGACGGCCGAGCAGGAGCGCCGAGGCUCGGUUUCCAAUUGGUUCUCAUCGCUGCGACGUGGUGCUGGACGGCGUAAGCGUGAAGAAUCCGCUGUGCCCGCCAGCUAUGGCUCGUUAGGGCGGCGGAAAGAUGGCACUCAACCGCGAGGCAAGACCAGAUCAGCUUGGGAUCUUACCACCGUCACGAGACUGCAACUCAAAGAUGAGCUCGGAGAAGUGGUUGCCGAGUUGGAGGCCUUGGACGGCCAGGAGGAGUGCAAGCAGAACAGCAAAGCCAAACAGAUGAGCAUAGGCAGGAAGAAAUUUAAUAUGGACCCAAAGAAAGGUAUCGAAUACCUGUAUGAAAAUGGACUACUACAGAGGACACCAGAGGAUGUAGCACAGUUCCUGCACAAAGGAGAGGGUCUCAGCAAAACAGCGAUAGGAGACUACCUUGGGGAACGCUCAGAGUUCAAUGAGGCGGUGCUCAGAGCGUUCGUGGAGCUGCACGACUUCACGGAUUUGAUACUAGUCCAGGCUUUAAGACAAUUCCUAUGGAGCUUCAGAUUGCCGGGCGAGGCUCAGAAGAUCGACCGAAUGAUGGAGUGCUUCGCGCAGCGCUACUGCCAGCUCAAUCCUGACAUCUUCACGAAUGCUGACACGUGCUACGUUCUCAGCUUCGCGAUCAUCAUGCUCAACACCUCGCUACACAACCCCAGUGUGAAGGACAAGCCCUCGCCGGAGCAGUUCGUUGCUAUGAACCGGGGGAUCAAUAAUGGCGGCGAUCUGCCCCAGGAGUUGCUCUUGUCAUUAUACGAGUCUAUAAAGACGGAGCCCUUCAAGAUACCAGAGGACGACGGCAACGACCUAAUGCACACUUUCUUCAAUCCGGACAAGGAGGGCUGGCUGUGGAAGCAAGGCGGCAGAUACAAGUCAUGGAAGAGACGGUGGUUUAUACUGAACGACAACUGCCUGUACUACUUCGAAUACACAACGGACAAGGAGCCGCGGGGCAUCAUUCCAUUAGAAAACAUAUCCGUGCGGUGCGCGCACGAUCGCCAGAGGCCGCAUUGCUUGGAGCUGUAUGCGAGCGGCGGCGCCGACCUCAUCAAGGCGUGCAAGACCGACUCCGAAGGCAAGGUCGUCGAGGGCAAACACACCGUCUACAGAAUGUCAGCAUCAACGGCGGAGGAGCGAGACGAAUGGAUCGAGUGUCUGCGACGUUCCAUCAGCCACAAUCCCUUCUACGACAUGCUCGCGCAGCGCAAGAAGAAAGCGCAGCAUAACGCGCACUCUGGCGCACACUAGCUCUCGUGGUAGUGUGCUAGUGUGAAUAGUGAGCCCACGGAACGCUGCCAGCCUAUGCUCGCAAAGCUACCUCACUUCUGAAGCUCUAAAGCUCUCAAACCACCUCGACGGUAGUUCGACAAUGGCGACAGUAUACACGUGUUGACGAGCCAUUGAGAACACGCUGUCCGGUACAGCCGUCUAAACAGUGAUUCGAGUGACGUAUCUGUGUAGUUACAUAGGCUGGGACUAUGGACAUAUUUGUUCGGUUGCGUAAGCGUUGAAUCGUUCAAACUGACAAUUGCGUAAACACGAAGUACCUUGCGGUAUGAAUCAUUGAUAUUUUCGAUUCUAGUCGUGAUCAUCUAGAAGAAUCGAAAGGUUGUAGCCGUCUUAUAGAAUGAAUGCAAGAAUUUUCCAUUGUGGUCCGAUGAAUACGUUUGCGAUCGAUAUACAUCUACAAGGAAAAUUACUACUUAGAUAUUUAUUGCAGAAUUGAGGUGCUGAUUAAAACGCAUUCACUCAUUUCGAUUUGAUAAAAUGCAAUGCCGUCCUUUUCACAUCUUUCUAAACUUUCAAGUAGACAGCUCGCCUAUUUGAGCUAUCAAGCAAGAAGUUUAGGGAAUGUGUUUCACGAUCAGCCCCAAGUAUGCAUAAACUAAGGUUGCACACCCAUUAUGCUCGCCAGAAAUGAUUCAAAUGAUAAACAAACCUCAUGUUAAUGUGUUUGCUACCUUAGUCUAUAAUACUUUUAGAAAAUCUUUAUAGGAUACGCCUAAUACCACCGAGGCCUAAAGUGAUAGAUAUCGUUUUGAUGACACCUAAAACAAUGUUUUGAUCAAUUUACAUACAAGCCUAGGGAUUAUCUGAUUAGAUAACGCUGUAAUCAUGCCCAGGCAAAUUGAAAAACGGCGUUCAUCACAGAUUAUACCAUACGAAAAUGAUUUGACAUCAGUGAUUAGUAGUCAGGUUUCAUGAUAAUGUGAUAUUGAGGGUCAUGAGAGCAUGUGGUAGAAAUAGACUAGCGUUAGUGCAUCGUGCAUAUCAUACGCAGCGCUCGUCGGAGCAGCUUCAUGGCUGAACGUUAUUGCUGUCCAUGUAAAUAACGAAUGAAAGACUGAAACGAUAUAAGGCAUCUUAAAACAUUGAUUUAUCAACCUAACGCUAACUUAUGUACUAGGUGUGUGUACUGCCAAUAUGAUUAUUGAAAAUGUGAAGAAAUUUUUAAUUUAAUUGAAAUAUUAUUUAAUGCUUCGCUCGUUGCCUUGACAAUAAUACGUUACUUGGCAUUAUUAGCCGACACGUGUGAAUGUGUCGAUGGGUAUUUGUAUUCAAUGAAAGUAUUACUUUAUCGGUAUAUGUAAUGUGAAUUAUUACAGAAUAGUGUAAAAAAUAUGUAUAGAUUAGUAUAAUCUAGUGUAAAGUAAUUGCCAUCGCUUUAAUCUUAUGAAGAUGUAAAUAUAUGGUUUAAUUUACCUGAAUUAUAUAAAGUAAACAGUUUUCGUUUCCUAGAAGAAUUUUAGAUAACAUUCCUGUUUUCCAAUAGUGAUUUAUAUUUAUUCCUCUCUAAUUCUAUCUGAGCCUUCAUUUUCCAGUAAUGUAAAGUGUAUUUCCUUAUAUUUGUAUAUAUUGUCAUCGUCUCUCUUUCUAUAUGAUUAUAGUAAAGUAUACUGUUUUACCGAUUGUCUAUGUUUACGUUUUGUAUGUUCAAGCGUUUUAAAUAUUAAUGUAUUGAAUUUGUCGGCUUGUUGAAUUGUUCAAUGUUCGUUCAUGUUUUGUGGUAUGCUUAAAGUUAGUGCAAGUUUUGUCACAAUCAAGUAAAGAGGAUAUCGAAUGAGCCAUAUUUGAGUAGCACGGUAUUUGGUUGGUGUUGAAUUGCUAAUAUUAUGUUUUGUUGGGAGAAUGGUGCCUAAAAUCAAUCGAUCUGUAACUAGAGUAAUUAUUAGAGUUAGUAUCGUUAACAAACGCGCUGUAUAUUCGCCACAGAAAAUGUUAAUUUAUCUCAAUCGUAAUGUUUUAUAUGACAACUGAUAUUGCAUAAUAAUAAUGGUGUUGUAAAUAAUUUUGUAAGAAAAGGAAUAUACAUAAAUAUCUUUAUUUAA
This is a messenger RNA of Ostrinia nubilalis (European corn borer), 3688 nucleotides long. RefSeq names its product cytohesin-1 (gene step). The transcript has 9 exons. Lineage: Eukaryota; Metazoa; Arthropoda; Insecta; Lepidoptera; Crambidae. Gene Ontology annotation, biological process: regulation of ARF protein signal transduction. Gene Ontology annotation, molecular function: guanyl-nucleotide exchange factor activity. Bases 300 to 1607 code for a protein of 435 amino acids. The record is from RefSeq and is a predicted model, not a curated record.